Molecule: messenger RNA, 534 nt
Organism: Amyelois transitella
Lineage: Eukaryota; Metazoa; Arthropoda; Insecta; Lepidoptera; Pyralidae
Product: flexible cuticle protein 12
Exons: 3
Coding region: 56-379 (107 amino acids)
Cellular component (GO): chitin-based extracellular matrix
Molecular function (GO): structural constituent of chitin-based larval cuticle
Source: RefSeq, a predicted model, not a curated record
CGAUUGCCUUUCAAUCAAAUAGUCCCAGGACCAGUAACAAAAAAAAAACUUAAAAAUGAAAUCGUUCUUCGUUGUCGCUAUGCUCGUGGCCGCCGCCCUCGCCGCCCCCCAGCGUGGUCCUGAUGCUGACGCCCAGGUCCUCAGAUACGAGAGCGACAAUAUCGGAGUUGAUGGAUACAAUUACGGAUUCGAGACCUCCAACGGGAUCUCACAGCAGGAACAGGGACAGCUGAAGAACGCCGGCAGUGAAAACGAGGCUAUCUCCGUCCGCGGCCAGUACUCCUACACCGGCCCCGACGGCGUCGUCUACUCAGUCACUUACGUCGCUGACGAGAACGGCUUCCAGCCCCAGGGUGCCCAUUUGCCCGUCGCCCCCUAAGUCACUACGGCCGUCCCAAAAAUCUAGUCCAAAAAUACUCAUCCCCUCCCAUCUUUUAAGAUAGCGAUCUGUGAUAUGAUCCGAUACAAUGUUGUUAAUAAAACAAUUUACGUUAUAGUAACUCUUAUUGUUUUUUUUUUAUUCAAAAAGGAAGC